This is a messenger RNA of Penicillium brevicompactum, 750 nucleotides long. RefSeq names its product copper chaperone CCS1. The transcript has 4 exons. Bases 1 to 750 code for a protein of 249 amino acids. Gene Ontology annotation, cellular component: cytoplasm. Gene Ontology annotation, molecular function: copper ion binding; superoxide dismutase copper chaperone activity. Lineage: Eukaryota; Fungi; Ascomycota; Eurotiomycetes; Eurotiales; Aspergillaceae. The record is from RefSeq and is a predicted model, not a curated record. Gene Ontology annotation, biological process: removal of superoxide radicals.
AUGAUCGAACCAUUCGAGCUGACCUUCUCGGUCCCAAUGCAUUGCGAGGACUGUAAUACAUCUGUUUCUGCAGCUGUCAAGGCCCUUGACGGAAUCGAACAGAUCCGCGGAGACCUCAAAGCCCAGACUGUUUGGGUGAAGGGUGUCGCACCCCCUAGCGCAAUCGUAUCUGCCAUUGAAGAUACAGGAAGAGACGCCAUCCUCCGCGGUAGUGGUUCUACAGACAGUUCGGCUGUUUGCAUUCUCGAGACACAUUCAAACACCGUUUCAAAUAAAGUCCGUGGCCUGGCACGCAUGGUCCAGGUCGCCCCUAGCAUGACUCUAGUUGACCUGACGGUCAACGGCCUCGCGCCGGGACAGUACUCGGCUACAGUGAGACAGACAGGUGAUAUCUCACGGGGUGCCGAGUCCACCGGUGGUAUCUGGGAGGCAUUGAAGGAGAAGGUCACUGGCGCUAGCGCCAGUCCGGCCGAGAAGUCGCGGGGUAUCUUUGGCAAGGUGGAUGUUGAUGAGAAGGGCCGCGGCAGUGUGUUCUUGGAUCAACCAGUGGCGAUUUGGGAAUUGAUUGGACGCAGUAUGGUUCUCUCCAAGAGUAUUGAGGGUCCAUUCCAGCGCCAGGAUGAAAACACUCUGGUUGGUGUCAUUGCUCGUAGUGCGGGUGUGUGGGAUAAUGACAAGAUGGUCUGCUCAUGUUCGGGUAAGAACGUUUGGCAGGAGCGUCAGGAGCAAGUUGUCAAUGGUAUGGCUUAA